Messenger RNA from Suillus paluster, 1134 nucleotides. RefSeq names its product OSCP, subunit 5 of the stator stalk of mitochondrial F1F0 ATP synthase. Gene Ontology annotation, biological process: proton motive force-driven mitochondrial ATP synthesis. The record is from RefSeq and is a predicted model, not a curated record. The coding region runs from base 114 to 800 and encodes 228 amino acids. Gene Ontology annotation, molecular function: proton-transporting ATP synthase activity, rotational mechanism. Lineage: Eukaryota; Fungi; Basidiomycota; Agaricomycetes; Boletales; Suillaceae. The transcript is spliced from 2 exons.
GUUGUCCUCGGAUGCAAUUUGGUUGCGGAGACGCCGGUUAAGCUUUGCAUUUGAAAGCCCGCCGAAAUUCCCCGAUACAACAUCGGAAGAACAACACUACCAACACACCUACCAUGUUGUGCUCCUCGUUCCGUUCAGCAACCGCCUCCGUAGGUCUGGGACGGCGAGCAGCGUCUACCAUCGCUCAAAAGUACUCCAAGGCUGUUUAUUCGGCUGCUCUUUCGAAAUCACCGCAGACACUCACCAAAGUCCAGUUGGAGCUGAACGCCAUCUCUAAUACCAUCAAAGAGGUACCUGACCUCAAAGCGUUCGUCAGCAACCCGACGCUAUCUGCCAAGGAUCGCUCUGCGGGCCUCGCUGUCGUAUAUGCUCAUGCAGAAAGCACUGGUCUGAAGAAGGAGCCUGUCUCCGACAUAACUAAAAACUUGUUCGGUGUUCUGUCGGAGAAUGGUAGACUUGGAGAGACACAGGGUGUUAUCGAGGGUUUUAACGAGUUGGUCGCGAAAUACAAGGGAGAAUUAGAAGUGGUUGUCACGUCUGCCACUCCACUGCCCAAGGAUUUGUCCUCCCGGCUGGAGACUAUCCUCAAGCAGUCUCAGACAGCUCAACAAGCAAAGUCGCUGAAAAUCACGAACAAGGUCAACCCUUCGGUUCUCGGCGGUAUUGUGGUCGAUUUCGGCGAUAAGAGCAUCGACCUCAGUGUCUCGUCGCGUGUCAACAAGCUCAACAAUGUUCUGCAGCGUAUGUUUUACUUGUUUCUACUUGUUUGGUGGCUGAUCUCUUGCACAGAAUCCGUAUAGAUACGUGCAUGCCUUAGUUGAGAUUGCAGUUGGUCGGGAUUCCACGACACGACAAAGGGGAGGAGGGCGUCGUCGAGUAACCUUUUUCUGACCUAGCCAACGCAAUUUAACAUAAUCGUUUUCGUAGUGUGAAGCUAUUGCACUGUCUUCAACGUUGCUUCAACUUGUGGUAGACCAUUCAUCAGAAGGAAGACAGUUGUUCCUUCUCAAUAAUGCUGGCAACUGUCAAAUUAUUUUUUCAAAUAUCUAGAGCUAUACAAGAAACAGUCAUUCCUACUGUACCUACCUGUGUACACGUGAAUCUCGUGUAUCAUGGUUAUCAUCAUGAAGCUCA